Molecule: messenger RNA, 1824 nt
Organism: Acanthocheilonema viteae
Lineage: Eukaryota; Metazoa; Nematoda; Chromadorea; Rhabditida; Onchocercidae
Source: the annotation of a GenBank genome assembly
AUGCUGUCGAUGUUCAUGUGGAAGAAAUGGCGGGGAGCAACAGCAACUCGAAAUUACGGGUGGGGUCGAUAUUUCGGCUCCAUAGAUCCAGAAUUAGGUGACAAAAAGCCAACAUACAUCAUCGUCGGAGCUGGUUCAGCCGGAUGUGUCCUGGCUAGUCGACUGACAGAAAAUCCAGCAAAUCGAGUGUUGCUGAUAGAGGCUGGACCGCGAGAUUCAAAAUGGAAUUGGAAAUUUCACAUGCCAGCAGCACUUAUGUACAAUCUGUGCAAUGACAAGUAUAACUGGUUUUACUACACUCAGCCGCAAAAAAACAUGAAUGGCCGAACAGUUUACUGGCCUCGUGGACGUGUUUGGGGGGGUUCUUCUACUCUUAAUGCGAUGGUGUACGUUCGCGGUCAUCCAUUUGACUAUAACCGUUGGGAGCAAGAGGGGGCUACGAACUGGUCUUACAAGAAUGUCCUUCCUUAUUUUAAAAAGGCUCAAUCUCAUGAACUAGCGAAAGGACCAUCAGAUCCUUAUCGAGGUUGGAAUGGUCCACUUCAUGUUACGCAAGGGAAAUGCGAAAAUCCGUUACACAAAGCUUUUAUUGAAUGCGGAGAUCAAUUUGGCAUUGGUACUGUUGAUGACAUAAAUGGGUAUAAACAAGAAGGAACAGCUCCAAUGGAUCUCACUAUUUAUAACGGCUCACGUUGGAGUGCAUCAAGAGCUUAUUUGUGGCCUGCACUGUCGCGUCCAAAUUUACAUACCUCGUCGAAUAUAUUGUGUACGCGCAUAUUAUUUGAUAACAAUAAAGCAAUUGGUAUCGAAUUUAUAAGAAAAAGUGGUCCUAUUACCGACAAUAUCAAUUCGUGGAAUCGUGAAAAAGUGUACUGUGAAGGAGGCGUGAUCCUUGCUUGUGGUGCAGUCAAUACUCCACAAUUAUUGCUUCUUAGUGGAAUCGGACCAGCAGAUAAUAUAAAAGCUCAUUCGAUUCCAGUGAUCGAGCACUUGCCAGGAGUUGGCAAUAACUUGCAGGAUCAUCUUGAGGUCUACGUACAACAGAAAUGUACGCAACCAAUUACACUUUACAACAAAAGCUCUUGGCUUUUCCCACAUAAUAUGAUCAAAAUUGGUUUGGAAUGGUAUCUGUCUAAGACUGGUCUUGGAGCGAGCAGUCAUCUGGAAUCUGGUGGAUUUGUAAGAAGUACACCGAGUAUUUCUCAUCCAGAUAUUCAGUUCCAUUUCCUUCCUUCUACAGUGCAUGAUGAUGGGCGCACCUCUGGUACAUGUCACGCUUACCAAGUACACGUUGGCCCGCUACGAUCCAAGUCCAAGGGUACAAUAAAAUUAGCUAGUAAUGAUCCUAGGCGACAUCCGCUCAUAAAUCCGAAUUAUUUGGAUCAUGUAGAUGACUAUAUGGAGUUUAGACAUGCUAUACGAAUUGCAAGGGCAUUGUUAAGUCAGCGAAGCUUCGAUAAAUAUCGUGGCGAUGAGUUAUUGCCCGGAGACGAUUGCCAGAGCAACGAACAGAUUGACGACUUUGUUCGAACAAUGUCUGCUUCUGCUUAUCAUCCAUCCUGUUCAUGCAAAAUGGGAACUGAGUCCGAUAAAUUUGCUGUUGUCAACCCGGAAACAAUGGGCGUCUAUGGAACUGAGAAUCUUUACGUAGCAGAUGCAUCAGUAAUGCCAUCAAUUGUAAGUGGGAAUCUUAAUGCUCCAGUGAUUAUGCUGGGUGAAAAGGCGGCUGAUUUGAUACAAAGAAAUACACCAUUGGCCGUGGAAAAUGUACCAGUAUGGUCAAGUGAAGAAUCAACGGGACGUACUUCCACUGACACUGCAUAG